CUCCAUAGUAACAGGAUGUAAACAAACAUUCCUUCCAUGUUGGCAGAUAGGCAGUUCUAGGCAGAUCCAGCUGCUUGUAGCCCAGAAGAUGACUUCAUUAUCAACAAUGGACAUACUGCAUGUGUGCACAGUGCUCGAGGACAGUCUCGACCAACUUUCCAUCCUUGGAUAUACAAUGAUUCCAGUCUCUUAUCAUGGCCGCAGAAACAUUGUUAUAAAUGAAAUUGGUAACAUUAUGAGGGAACAAAGACAGCUUGAGAAAAACGUUGAGGAGCUAAUAGGUUCACGCAUUGCUGUUCGGUUAACAUCACCUUCCUCACCAAGCAUGCUGGCGGACUUGACAAAAGAGGUUCAGGAAACCAGUGAGAAGCUGAAAAUAAGCAAUGAACAGUUUACACGGGCUGUGAAACAAGGCCCCUUGACUUCCGAUAAUCUCAAGAAAAUCCAGGCUGAGAAUCUGAAGAAGGUACAGGCUGACAGGCAGUUUGCCGCUGAUAUCAUUAUGGAAAUGUUAAAGGAGCUGGAAGACUCCAGGACAUUUAUCAGCCUCCAGGAAGCUGUGGAAAAGGAGAAGGAGAGGAAAGACCAUUUCCGCAGGACAAUAGAGAGAGAAGAGGAUGGAAGGUACAAGAUUAAUUUACUGCAGAAGCAAUUGGAAGAGAUCAGAAAAGAGAAAGAAGUGGAGUUGCAGAAUCGAAAUGAACUGAUUGCUCACCUGAAUGAUCAACUGCAAGAGACAAUAGCAAAGACCAACAUAGACAACAAGUAUGCCAAGAAGGACACAGAGCUGCAAAUCUCCCAGACACAGAAAAGGUGUAGCAUUUCUGAAACUAACCUGCUGCAAGAGAUUGAGACUAUUCAAAUUAAAACGGAUGAAGAAAUUAGAGCACAUUUGGAUAUAGAAAAUUUCCAGAGACAACAUCUGCAAGAGCUGGAAGCCAAACUUGAACACUGGAUGGAGAAGUGUGAUAAAGAUGCUGAAAGGAAAGAGGAUGAAAUCCAGUCUAUGAAGAAAGCUAGAGAUAAGGAUCUUGCUUUGCUGCAAACACUGGCUGAGCGGUAUAAAGAAUAUGAAAGAGUGAUUACUGAAGAUCGUUUAGAAAAGGAGAAAGCGCGUCAGGAGAAGAGACAAGCACAGCUGGAGCUGGAUAGUACGAUCAAGAUUCAAGCCUGGUGGCGAGGCAUGAUGGUACGGAAAGGGUUAGGAGCCUUUAAGAAAGCCAAGAGCAAGAAAGGAAAAGGCAAGGGAAAGAAAGGCAAAGCCAAGAAAGGAGGGAAGAAAAAAUAAGCUAUUUCACAUAGCUGCAAGAGCAUUGCACAGGAAAUACUGCAAUUGAUUUAUCUGUAAUAAAGAUGUAAGGUGAAAGGAA
This is a messenger RNA of Pelobates fuscus (common spadefoot toad), 1370 nucleotides long. It is a transcript of the gene IQCG, whose product is annotated as IQ motif containing G. Lineage: Eukaryota; Metazoa; Chordata; Amphibia; Anura; Pelobatidae. Gene Ontology annotation, biological process: sperm axoneme assembly; cilium organization. Gene Ontology annotation, molecular function: protein binding. The coding region runs from base 89 to 1288 and encodes 399 amino acids. The record is from RefSeq and is a predicted model, not a curated record. Gene Ontology annotation, cellular component: sperm flagellum; cytoplasm. The transcript is spliced from 10 exons.